Lipotes vexillifer (Yangtze River dolphin) is the source of this 4005-nucleotide messenger RNA. RefSeq names its product epidermal growth factor receptor (gene EGFR). Bases 68 to 3535 code for a protein of 1155 amino acids. Gene Ontology annotation, biological process: multicellular organism development; protein phosphorylation; cell surface receptor protein tyrosine kinase signaling pathway. Gene Ontology annotation, cellular component: basal plasma membrane; plasma membrane; signaling receptor complex. The transcript is spliced from 27 exons. Lineage: Eukaryota; Metazoa; Chordata; Mammalia; Artiodactyla; Lipotidae. Gene Ontology annotation, molecular function: epidermal growth factor binding; epidermal growth factor receptor activity; ATP binding. The record is from RefSeq and is a predicted model, not a curated record.
CCAAGGGACAAGUAACAAGCUCACCCAGUUGGGCACUUUUGAAGACCACUUUCUGAGCCUCCAGAGGAUGUUCAAUAACUGUGAGGUGGUCCUUGGGAAUUUGGAAAUAACCUACAUGCAAAGUAGUUACAACCUUUCUUUCCUGAAGACCAUCCAGGAGGUUGCUGGCUAUGUACUCAUUGCCCUCAACACAGUGGAGAAGAUUCCUUUGGAAAAGCUGCAGAUCAUCAGAGGAAAUGUGCUCUAUGAAAACACCCAUGCCUUAGCGGUCUUAUCCAACUACGGUGCAAAUAAAACGGGACUGAGGGAGUUGCCCAUGAGAAACUUACAGGAGAUCCUGCAAGGCGCCGUGCGAUUCAGCAACAACCCUGUCCUCUGCAACAUGGACACCGUCCAGUGGAGGGACAUCGUCAACACCGACUUUCUAAGCAAUAUGUCAACUGAAUUUCAGAGCCAGCUGAGCAGAUGCCCAAAGUGUGAUCCAGUCUGUCUUAAUGGAAGCUGCUGGGGUGCGGGGAAGGAGAACUGCCAGAAACUGACCAAAGUCAUCUGUGCCCAGCAGUGUUCCGGGCGCUGCCGCGGCAGGUCCCCCAGCGACUGCUGCCACAGCCAGUGUGCCGCCGGCUGCACAGGGCCACGGGAGAGUGACUGCCUGGUCUGCCGCAGGUUCCGGGACGGUGCCACGUGCAAGGACACAUGCCCGCCACUCAUGCUGUACGACCCCACCACCUACGAGAUGAAAGUCAACCCACUGGGGAAGUAUAGCUUCGGCGCCACCUGUGUCAGGAAGUGCCCCCGUAACUACGUGGUGACGGACCACGGCUCGUGCGUCCGCGCCUGCAGCUCUGACAGCCAGGAGGUGGAGGAGGACGGCGUCCGCAAGUGUAAAAAGUGCGACGGACCUUGUGGCAAAGUUUGUAACGGAAUAGGAAUUGGUGAGUUUAAAGAUACACUUUCCAUAAAUGCUACAAAUAUUAAACACUUCAGAAAUUGCACCUCGAUCAGUGGAGACCUUCAUAUCCUGCCAGUAGCAUUUAAGGGUGAUUCCUUCACACGUACUCCACCUCUGGACCCAAAGGAACUGGACAUUCUAAAAACUGUAAAGGAAAUAACAGGGUUUUUGCUGAUUCAGGCCUGGCCUGCAAACAGGACUGGCCUCCAUGCUUUUGAGAACCUGGAAAUCAUACGUGGCAGGACGAAGCAACAUGGUCAGUUUUCUCUGGCGGUUGUUGGCCUGGAUAUAAUGUCCUUGGGAUUACGCUCCCUCAAGGAGAUAAGUGAUGGAGAUGUGAUCAUUUCAGGAAACCGAAAGUUGUGCUACGCAGAUACAAUAAACUGGAAAAAACUCUUUGGGACCUCAAGUCAGAAAACCAAAAUUAUAAACAACAGGAGUGAAAAAGAGUGCAAGGCCAUGGGCCACGUCUGUAACCCGCUGUGCUCGUCAGAGGGCUGCUGGGGCCCGAAACCCAAAGACUGCGUGUCCUGCCGAAACUUCAGUCGUGGCAAGGAGUGUGUGGAGAAGUGCAACGUUCUAAAGGGAGAGCCCAGGGAGUUCGUUGAGAACUCCGAGUGCGUGCAGUGCCAUCCGGAAUGCCUGCCCCAGGCCAUGAACGUGACCUGCACGGGACACGGACCAGGCAGCUGUGUAAAGUGUGCCCACAACAUCGACGGCCCUCACUGCGUCAAGACCUGCCCUGCUGGAGUCACAGGAGAAAACAGCACCCUGAUCUGGAAGUUUGCAGAUGCCAAUCACGUGUGUCACCUGUGCCACCCCAGCUGCACCUACGGCUGUGCUGGGCCAGGUCUUGAAGGCUGUGCAGUGAGUGGGCCCAGGAUUCCGUCCAUCGCCACCGGGAUCGUGGGCGCCCUGCUGCUGGCCCUGGUGCUGGCCCUGGGGGUCGGCCUCUUUCUGCGCAGGCGCCGCAUCGUCCGCAAGCGCACGCUGCGCCGGCUGCUGCAGGAGCGCGAGCUUGUCGAGCCUCUGACGCCCAGCGGAGAAGCUCCCAACCAAGCUCUCUUGAGGAUCUUAAAGGAGACGGAAUUAAAAAAGGUCAAGGUGCUGGGCUCCGGAGCAUUCGGCACGGUGUACAAGGGACUGUGGAUCCCAGAAGGCGAGAAGGUUAAAAUUCCUGUGGCUAUCAAGGAAUUAAGAGAAGCCACAUCUCCAAAAGCCAACAAGGAAAUUCUUGAUGAAGCCUACGUGAUGGCCAGUGUGGACAAUCCUCACGUGUGCCGCCUCCUGGGCAUCUGCCUGACGUCCACGGUGCAGCUCAUCACGCAGCUCAUGCCCUUCGGCUGCCUGCUGGACUAUGUCCGCGAGCACAAGGACAACAUCGGCUCCCAGCACCUGCUCAACUGGUGCGUGCAGAUCGCAAAGGGCAUGAACUACCUGGAAGACCGGCGCCUGGUGCACCGAGACCUGGCGGCCAGGAAUGUGCUGGUGAAGACGCCGCAGCACGUCAAGAUCACGGAUUUCGGGCUGGCCAAACUGCUGGGCGCUGAGGAGAAAGAAUACCAUGCGGAGGGGGGCAAAGUGCCUAUCAAGUGGAUGGCUUUGGAAUCAAUUUUACACCGAAUUUAUACCCACCAGAGUGACGUCUGGAGCUACGGAGUCACCGUUUGGGAGUUGAUGACCUUUGGGUCCAAGCCUUACGACGGGAUCCCCGCGAGUGAGAUCUCAACCGUCCUGGAGAAGGGAGAACGCCUGCCUCAGCCGCCCAUCUGCACCAUCGACGUCUACAUGAUCAUGGUCAAGUGCUGGAUGAUUGAUGCAGAUAGUCGCCCAAAGUUCCGUGAGUUGAUCAUUGAAUUCUCCAAGAUGGCCCGAGACCCCCAGCGCUACCUUGUCAUCCAGGGGGACGAGAGGAUGCACUUGCCAAGCCCCACGGACUCCAGCUUCUACCGCGCCCUGGUGGAUGAAGAGGACAUGCAGGAUGUUGUGGAUGCGGACGAGUACCUCAUCCCCCAGCAGGGCUUCUUCCACAGCCCCGCCACCUCCCGGACGCCCCUCCUCAGUUCUCUGAGCGCCACCAGCAACACGCCCACUGUGGCUUGCGGUGAUAGAAACGGGAGCUAUCCCCUCCCUGAAGAUAGCUUCUUGCAGCGGUACAGCUCCGACCCCACUGGCACCUUGACCGAGGACAGCAUAGAUGACGCCUUCCUUCCAGCGCCCGAAUACAUAAACCAGUCUAUUCCCAAAAGGCCCGCGGGCUCUGUCCAGAACCCCGUCUAUCACAAUCAGCCUCUAAACCCGGCUCCAGGCAGAGACCCUCACUACCAGAAUUCCCACAGCAAUGCCGUGGACAGCCCUGAGUAUCUCAACACCACCCGUCCCGCCUGCACCAACGGUGUGCUCGACGGCCCUGCCCUCUGGGCACAGAAAGGCGGUCACCAAAUUAGCCUGGACAACCCUGACUACCAGCAGGCCUUCUUUCCCAAGGAAGCCAAGUCAAAUGGCAUCUUUAAGGGUUCUGCCGCUGAAAAUGCAGAAUACCUAAGGGUAGCACCAGCGGGCAGCGACCUUACCGGGGCCUGACCACGGAGAACGGCCUCAGCCCUAAAAAUUCCAGCCCCUUCAGCCCCCAGGACCAAGCCACGGCAGCUACUCGGUCCCGUCAGCCAUACUCACAUUAACUCUUGGACCCAUGGACUGGUUUGGCCACAUCUGCCGUGAUCAGCCCAUCUUUCAGCCAACAAGUGCCCCCGACUUGGAUGCACUUAGGGGAGUUGCAGGGACAUUCCUUUGUCUUCAAACUGUGAGGCUUCCACAAAAGGCAUCCAGAAAGAAUGUUGUCCAUUUGGGCAGAAGUUCACCUUUCAAUGAGGUAUAUUUGAAAAACACUAAAUAUGUUUAAGGAGUUUUAUUGCUUGGGGACCUCUGGGGUUUUGUCAUUGAUUUUGCUCUUAAUGGGCUUGUCCAGUGAGGGACAAUCUUGCUCGUAGCACCUGUGGCACUGAGUUGACCCAGGCCCACCUGUGACCAAGAAGCAAGGGUCAGUCUUCCAG